AUGACAGCUUUUAUAAAAAAACUCAAACUAUGGAGAAGACAAAUGAAUGAAGGCACGAGCAAAGAUUCAUUUUCCAUAUUGCAGCAGUUUCUGACCUCUAAUACAUGGUAUGGUUUGAGAAAUAUUUUAAAAAAUGAAGACAUUGAUAAAUUUGCAUGGAUUCAAGAUCCAUUUAACUCCAUUGUUCCAUCAGAAUUUAAUUCUACUGAAGAAGAAAGUCUAAUUGAGUUGUCUUGCGACAGUAGCUUGAAAUCAAAAUUUACCAAUAUGGAAUUGACCAAAUUUUGGAUUUCAAUAAAAAAUGAAUAUCCACUUGUAUGUGAAAAAGCUCUACGUGUUUUAAUUCCGUUUUCUACUUCAUAUUUAUGUGAAGCUGGGUUUUCGGCGGUCGCUGUGAUCAAAAGCAAAUAUCGGUCAAAAAUCAAUGUGGAGAAGGAAAUGAGAGUAGCAGUAUCAAGUUUGAUCCCAAGAUUUGAAAAAAUAUGCAGUGAUGUCCAGGCUCAUUCAUCUCACUAA
Molecule: messenger RNA, 516 nt
Organism: Sipha flava (yellow sugarcane aphid)
Lineage: Eukaryota; Metazoa; Arthropoda; Insecta; Hemiptera; Aphididae
Product: zinc finger BED domain-containing protein 5-like
Exons: 2
Coding region: 1-516 (171 amino acids)
Source: RefSeq, a predicted model, not a curated record